CGGAGUGCGCAGGCGCAGCGCAUCGAGUGGACAUUUUGGUCUUUGUCCGCGGGUCAGUCCGGCCCCUGGGUCCACGUGGCGCGAAAAUAGGAGGGUCACUUCCUUGUGCAUCGUCCUCAUCCUUCAGAAGGCCGGGAGGCCCCAGGGCUCAGCCGAGUUCUAGGAGAGAACUUUGGCUCCAGCAUUAACAUUCUAGUGCUGUGUCAUUUCCCCAGUAGCAGGUUGUGAACUGAUCAGGCUGGAUGUGAUCCUCUGUUGAAGCACGAAGACGAACUCUGGAUGGUGGAGAAAGAAGUGGAAGGGAAGUUUGUUCAGAAGAAGCUUGAGAAGAUGAUGAACAGAUAGAUUGGCAACAAGACUUGGGAGACAAGUUGCAUCCAGCUUCAAUAAAGUACAGACAGAAAAAAAGCAGUGACUAAGAAAAUUGGAAAAGUGCUUCCUUUGAUAUCAGACUAUCUUUUAAGGCAACAGCCUUUUCAACCUAGAGUUUGAAACACAAUUUAGAGUUAGUUGUGUAGGAAAGAAUCAUCGAUUUAAAUAGUGUGGAAAUCUUCCACAGCUUACUCCUUGUAGUGAUAACCCUUUUUGUAAAAGGGUAUAAAAUCAGUGUGGAAAUGCCUUCAUUAAAAAUUUGAACCCCACAUGAUAUCAGAGCAUUCAUACUGGAGAGAAAACCUAUGAAUUUGCUGAAUGUGGGAAAACUUUCAUUUGUAUGUUGCACCUCAUUCAAUGUUGAAGUCAGGCUGGAGAGAAAUCCUGUGCUUCUAAAGAAUAUUGAAAAUCCUUUACCUAGAUAACAUCUCAUUGAGCAGAAGAAAAUUCAUACUGGAGAGAAAUCAGUGAAGGUUAUAAAUUUCACUGAAUAUUUAGAAAAUUUAGAGUUAGAAAGCUCUGAAUGUACUGAUUAUGAUAAAGUUUUCUCUUGAACCUUAUCUCUUACUCUACAUUUGAAAGGCCAUACACAGAGAAGCCCAGCACAUGUAAGAAAUGUGGAAAUACCUUCAGCUAAAAGUAAAUUUCCAUUCAUCAAAAAAUUCAUACAGGAAAGAAACCUUGUGAAUGUGGGAAAGCUUCCAUUCAGAUGUCACACCUCAGUCAGCAGAGAAUUUGUAGUGGGGAAAACCCCUUUGCCUGUAAGGUAUGUGGGAAAAUCUUCAGCCACAAAUCAACUCUUACUGAGCAUGAGCAUUUUCAUAAUAGAGAGAAACCUUUUGAAUGUAAUGAAUGUGGAAAAGCAUUCAGCCAAAAGCAGUAUGUCAUUAAACAUCAGAACACCCAUACUGGAGAGAAGCUUUUUGAAUGUAAUGAAUGUGGAAAAUCCUUUAGCCAGAAGGAAAACCUUCUUACCCAUCAGAAAAUUCACACUGGAGAAAAACCUUUUGAGUGUAAGGACUGUGGAAAAGCUUUCAUUCAGAAGUCAAACCUCAUCAGGCACCAGAGAACUCACACAGGAGAGAAGCCCUUUAUAUGUAAGGAGUGUGGGAAAACCUUCAGUGGCAAAUCAAACCUUACUGAGCAUGAGAAAAUUCAUAUCGGAGAGAAACCCUUCAAGUGUAAUGAAUGUGGAACAGCUUUUGGUCAGAAGAAGUACCUCAUAAAACAUCAAAAUAUUCACACUGGAGAGAAACCUUACGAAUGUAAUGAAUGUGGAAAAGCCUUCUCUCAGCGAACAUCACUUAUUGUACAUGUGAGAAUUCAUUCAGGUGAUAAGCCGUAUGAAUGCAAUGUAUGUGGAAAAGCCUUCUCUCAAAGUUCAUCUCUUACUGUACAUGUGAGAAGCCAUACAGGUGAGAAACCCUAUGGUUGUAAUGAGUGUGGGAAAGCUUUCUCGCAGUUCUCAACCCUUGCUCUACAUUUGAGAAUACACACAGGUAAGAAGCCUUAUCAGUGUAGUGAAUGUGGGAAAGCUUUCAGCCAGAAGUCACACCACAUUAGACACCAGAAAAUUCAUACCCAUUAAAAUCCUGUGGAUAUCAUGAAAGGUGUUCAUCAGGAAUUUACACCUUAUAACACAUCAGAAAUAAUCAUUCUGAAGGAAGGCAUCACAAAUGAGGGAAGCAAAAGCUAAAAACUUAAAGGACACCAGAGAAUUCAUCUUGAAGAGAAAGACAUUUGUGUGAUUAAAAUCCUGUAUCCAAUAAAAAACAUACUGCAAAGGUAAUACUGAAAACUUUAGAUGCAUUUCCACUAAAAUUGGGAGUGGAAAACUUUUUUAUGAUUGCCAUCUGCAUGAAUUUGGAGAUCUUCACCAGUGUAAUAAAAACAAAGCUAUAAGUAUUAGAAAGAAAGAGACUUCUAUGGUAUUGAUUUAGCAGAACAGAAGAGAUUCUGCAAAAACCUAUGCAUUUAUUAGAAUUUAUAAUAUAGAAAAGGCAUCAGGAGCUGAGAAGCUAAUGAGACUAUUUUAAAAAGUGCUUUGGAGGUAAUUUGUUCUCCAAGGGGGGGAAAAAUAGAACAUGAACUAUACACAAAGAUAAGGGGAUUGGGUUAAAAGCAGAAGUAUGAGAAAGCUAUAUAGUAAAAUGGUUAUGACCUUGGGAAUGGGAAACAUUCCUUAUGGCAAAUUGAAAAAUAUCUAGCAAUUCUACUCUGAGUUUGUAUGCUCAGGAAAUUAUGUACCAGACUAUUUACUGUGGCAUGAUUUGUAGUACUCAUUAAUUGGAAACAAAUGCGCAUCAGGAACAAAAUGGAAAAUACUUAUGAUGGAAUACUGUAUAUCUGUAAAGUGUAAUAAAUGAGAUCUAUAUGUAUUAGAAAGAUCUCAGAAGUCAUGUUGAGGGGGAAAGAGUUGCAGAAUGACAUAAUACGAUGACAUUUUUGUAAAUUUGAAUGAAAACUUCCUCACAGAAUUUCAGUGCUAUAUAUUGGUAAUGGAUACAUAAUAUGUAUGUAUGUUUUUUAAGUGUUUUUGAAAUGGGUUGGAAGGAUACAGACCAAACUCUUGAUAGUGGUUGCCUGUGAAGAGUGGAGAAGGGAAGGGAAUGCGUGUGGGGGAGGGGGCUGUUAGAGGGGGACUUCAGUUUUAUACAUAAACAUCAAUUUCUCUUAAAAGACUGCAAAAAAAUAUAUUGAGAUACUGGUUAAUUCUGGAUUGUGGUAUAUGGAUAUCUUGUCUUAUUUUUUGUACUUUUCUGUAUUUUUAAAUUUUCUCAAAAUUAGUAAGUAUGGGGGUGAGGAUGGGAACACUCUGUACCUAUAGAAAUCAUGUUCUAAUGGAUUCAUUCCCAAUCAACUACUAAACUUUUUAUAGGAAAUAUUUCUAAAAUUUUAUCAAUGAGUGGAUGGACUUGCUCUCUAUGUAGUAGGAAAUUAUCUAUUUUAUUAAAAUUAAAACUGACAUUAUAAUCCAAAUGUUUUAAUUUAUUUAUAUCUUCAUGUUUCUGACACUAUUUUGUGACAUAUCAUUUGAGCUUAGGAAGUUUUAAGAACAUUUAGUUAAAUAAAGAUAAACAUAGACUUCAUAUAAUUUGUCUUUUUUCAGAUAAACUGACUUUGGAAUGACCAUUUUACAUCUUGUACAUUUCUGUGGAAACAGCAUAUGCGUUAACAAGAAAGUUUUUGAUUAUUUUAUUUUUAAAAAGAGAAAAUCACUCAGCAUCCCAGAACAUCCACAAUUUGAAUUAAAUGUCAACUCUUAGAUCUCA
Messenger RNA from Capra hircus (goat), 3644 nucleotides. It is a transcript of the gene ZNF146, whose product is annotated as zinc finger protein 146. The coding region runs from base 1082 to 1960 and encodes 292 amino acids. Gene Ontology annotation, molecular function: RNA polymerase II cis-regulatory region sequence-specific DNA binding; DNA-binding transcription factor activity, RNA polymerase II-specific. Lineage: Eukaryota; Metazoa; Chordata; Mammalia; Artiodactyla; Bovidae. The record is from RefSeq and is a predicted model, not a curated record. The transcript is spliced from 3 exons. Gene Ontology annotation, biological process: regulation of transcription by RNA polymerase II.